ACGGCAGCGCGGCCCGCGACCCGCAGCGUCCCCGAGCGCGGCUGCAGACGCCCCGGCAACGGCGCGCCACGCACGGCGCAGGCUCCGCGGCCCGAGCAGGCGCGUCAGCCGAGCUCGGCGGUGGCGCGGGCGGCGGGGACGCAGCUGCCCCCGCUUUGCGCCCGCCGCACCCCCAGAAGCCACCGCCGUCUGGGCCCCGCGCCGCCGCGUCCUCGCCUGGCGGCUGCGGGCGGGGGCGCCUCCGAUUGAUCUCCUGAAAUUUAACUUUCAAGAUGAAGUUUUUAUUGGCGAUUGCCUUUUUUAUUUUAAUUUCCUUGUGGGUUGAAGAAGCUUAUUCUAAAGAGAAGUCUUCAAAGAAAGGGAAGGGGAAAAAGAAGCAGUAUCUAUGCCCAUCCCAGCAGUCGGCAGAGGACCUUGCCCGCGUACCCGCCAACUCCACUAGCAAUAUCUUGAAUAGGCUAUUGGUCAGUUAUGAUCCCAGGAUAAGACCAAAUUUUAAAGGCAUUCCUGUUGAUGUUGUAGUCAACAUUUUUAUCAACAGUUUUGGAUCCAUUCAAGAGACAACAAUGGACUAUAGAGUUAACAUCUUCUUGAGACAAAAAUGGAACGAUCCCAGGUUGAAGCUCCCUAGUGAUUUUCGGGGCUCAGAUGCACUGACAGUGGAUCCCACGAUGUACAAGUGUCUGUGGAAACCUGACUUAUUUUUUGCAAAUGAAAAAAGUGCCAAUUUUCAUGAUGUGACCCAGGAAAAUAUCCUUCUAUUUAUUUUUCGUGAUGGAGAUGUUCUUGUCAGCAUGAGGUUAUCUAUUACUCUUUCCUGCCCUUUGGACUUGACCUUGUUUCCCAUGGAUACACAACGUUGCAAGAUGCAGCUGGAGAGCUUUGGCUACACAACUGAUGAUUUACGGUUUAUCUGGCAAUCAGGGGAUCCUGUUCAGUUAGAAAAAAUUGCAUUGCCUCAGUUUGAUAUUAAAAAGGAAGAUAUCGAAUAUGGUAACUGUACAAAAUAUUAUAAAGGCACUGGGUACUACACGUGUGUGGAAGUCAUCUUCACCCUGAGGAGACAGGUCGGGUUUUACAUGAUGGGUGUCUAUGCCCCCACCCUGCUGAUAGUGGUUCUCUCCUGGCUUUCCUUCUGGAUCAACCCGGACGCAAGCGCUGCCAGAGUGCCCCUGGGUAUCUUCUCAGUACUCAGCUUGGCCUCCGAGUGCACAACCCUUGCUGCUGAACUUCCCAAAGUAUCCUACGUGAAGGCCCUUGAUGUGUGGCUCAUUGCUUGUCUUCUCUUUGGGUUUGCUUCUCUGGUGGAGUAUGCUGUCGUGCAGGUGAUGUUGAAUAACCCCAAACGAGUCGAAGCAGAGAAAGCCAGAAUUGCAAAGGCUGAGCAGGCAGAUGGAAAAGGUGGAAAUGUAAAUGCUGCUAAAAAGAAUACUGUGAAUGGUACAGGGACUCCUGUUCACAUUAGCACUUUGCAGGUUGGAGAGACAAGAUGCAAAAAGGUUUGCACCUCUAAGUCUGACCUGAGGUCUAAUGACUUCAGCAUUGUUGGAAGCUUACCAAGAGAUUUCGAAUUAUCCAAUUAUGACUGCUAUGGAAAACCUAUUGAAGUCAACAAUGGGCUUGGGAAAUCUCAGGCAAAGAACAACAAGAAGCCGCCCCCUGCCAAACCUGUUAUUCCAACAGCAGCUAAGCGAAUUGAUCUUUACGCAAGAGCAUUGUUUCCUUUCUGCUUCUUGUUCUUCAAUGUUAUAUAUUGGUCUAUAUAUUUAUGAUAAAUCUUUUCCAUUUGUGUAAAAUAAAAUCCCAUGUCAUUGUGACCAACCUCAUUCAUAAUGCCAGUCUGAAAAAUUUUGCAUUUUCAUAGCAAUAUAUUGCAUUUUGGAUGCCAUGUGAUUGUAAUAAAAAUGUGGCACCUAACUUUCGAAUGGCAGCAUGAUCUUGUUACGUCUGUGCUCUACUGAUGAUGUAUAUAUGUAUAGCAAACAUAUUGCUUUAGGAAUAAAUGAAGGAUAAGCAUACUCCAUACAAUAAAAUCUAAACCGUUCUCUUCGGUUAGUGUAAAUUGCAAAUAUUUCACAUAAUUCUGAUAAUAAAAUGAUGUGCACGCUGGAUCCUGUUAUGAUGACCACUCUAAUGUAUGUAGUAUUUCAAAUUUCCUUCCUUGUAACUUUCAGAGAAAGCCAUCUUAUUCUUGUAUAAUUUUAGAUGGUACUAUCACAGAUUAAGCAAAAAUUAUAUUACAUGUUGUUUAAACUUUGUAAGUAGAAAUAUAUUAACUAUAAUUAUGUGGGCUCUGUGGAGAAAUAAAGUUCAAAAAGUUACUAGUUCAUAAAAUCAGCUCAUUUUAAAGUGUGUCUGUGUUGUCAAAAUGCCAGGUUAUAAAACACGGUAAGCAUUUUUGAAACAAAGGGACAUCUGGAUUUACAUAAAUUCAUACUGAAUUCUGGCUUCUGAUAAAAAUAAAGGAUAGAUACAUUGAUUAAAUGUUUCUGACAAAAGAAAUUCUAUUUAAUCCAUCUUAAAGCCUAAAUAUAUUUUCAUGGAUUUCAUUUUGUUGAUAUAGAAUAUACAAAAUCAUUGUGCCUUAAAGAGUCAUAAAUAUUUUAAAUUGGAAUAUAAUAAUGGAUAUAUGAUUCCACAUAAUUUUUAAGAAACUAAGAGGAAAAUACCCUAUUAUUAGAAGUAACGAGUUUGGAAAAAAAAAUCUUUGAAGGAUUUUAGCUUCUUUAUUUUAUUAAAAUGCUUACAUAUUUUAAAGUAAAACUAAAUUUUUUAAUUCAUUUCUUUUUUAUUUGAAUAAUUUCGGAUUUGUUAUAAAACAUUUAAAGAUUAAGUAUAUAAUGUCCUUGUCUAUGUUAGGCCUUCUAGUUGUAUUUUUGUUCUUGCUACAAGUCUAGAUUACUUAGAUUUAUUUACUUUGAUCUUCAGUUUGAAAGUAGGCAAUUUCUGGUCUAUAAGUGUCCUAUAUCCUAGUGGUAUCAACCCAAUGUACCUUUUUAUUUCUCCAUAGUUGAAAUUGGAAUUAUCAGUAAUUCAUAUAACACAAACAUAAGACCAAAUAAGUAUAUUUACAUUAUUUGGGGAGUUCUGUCGCAGAUGAGAGUUUAUAUGGUUAAUUCGACAAUAAAGUGUGUUUAAAUAUUGUUUAUGCAAA
Molecule: messenger RNA, 3154 nt
Organism: Acinonyx jubatus (cheetah)
Lineage: Eukaryota; Metazoa; Chordata; Mammalia; Carnivora; Felidae
Gene: GLRB
Product: glycine receptor beta
Exons: 10
Coding region: 273-1772 (499 amino acids)
Biological process (GO): signal transduction; chemical synaptic transmission; chloride transmembrane transport
Cellular component (GO): synapse; postsynaptic membrane; neuron projection
Molecular function (GO): extracellularly glycine-gated chloride channel activity; neurotransmitter receptor activity; transmembrane signaling receptor activity
Source: RefSeq, a predicted model, not a curated record